AUGGAGUUAUCUCCUCUCUGGGAUGUCGACAAGGCCAAGUGCAGCAAUGGUUGGUCGAUGCCUAAGUCUAACGAGGAACUGAGGAGGGAAAUUACAGAGCUUGAGACAGAGAUCUUACAGUUAGAACGGUAUAUCUUGUCGCUCUACAGAACAUCCUUUGGAGAUCUUUUGCCUAAAUUGUUACGGGAUGAUUCUUUGCGGUGUCUAAAGACUCGUCCAUUGAAGCCAUUCACGGCCAGAUUCCGCAAAGACCGUGUUUCCUCGUUUUCUGAAACGGAGAAGGAAAAAAGAUCCGAGUCUGGUAACCCGAGUUUGGCUGAUCUUCUUGGUCUUAACACUCCCAAUAAACUCUUUGAAGAGUAUUAA
Arabis nemorensis is the source of this 366-nucleotide messenger RNA. NCBI's taxonomy places the organism in Eukaryota, Viridiplantae, Streptophyta, Magnoliopsida, Brassicales, Brassicaceae. The record is from the annotation of a GenBank genome assembly.